Molecule: messenger RNA, 1533 nt
Organism: Coffea eugenioides
Lineage: Eukaryota; Viridiplantae; Streptophyta; Magnoliopsida; Gentianales; Rubiaceae
Product: protein ACCELERATED CELL DEATH 6-like
Exons: 4
Coding region: 1-1533 (510 amino acids)
Cellular component (GO): plasma membrane
Molecular function (GO): protein phosphatase 1 binding; protein phosphatase regulator activity
Source: RefSeq, a predicted model, not a curated record
AUGGACCCCGAAUUGUAUGCAGCUGCACAGUCAGGUAAUUGGGUUGUAAUGGAAAGCUUUUCAGACGACUUCUACACUCAACAUACUCCAGUAGAAGACACAGUCCUUCACGUAUUAGCCGAGUCUUGUGACUCUGAAAAUGUAGUCCAGCUUAUCCUUGCCGGGCAUGGCCGUUUGCUUAUGAAAUUGAACAAACGGGGCGAGACUGCACUUCAUUUGGCAGCAAGAAAUGGGCAUUUUCGCAUCGUUCGAGCACUAAUUGACUAUGCAAAAUCGGAAGCAGGACACUGGUUUACCCCAUGUUUUGACAGGCGCAAGAGGAUGCUGAGGAUGGCUAGUGUGGCUGGAAAUACAGCUUUACACGAGGCAGUUAGGAACAACUUCUAUGACAUCGCCAAAUUGUUAGUUCAAGAAGAUCCUGAGUUUCGUUAUCCCCACAAUUAUGCUGUGGAGACACCUCUGUAUCUGACUCCAUCUUAUCUUGGCCCCGGACACAAAACUGCCUUGCAUGCUGCCGCAAUUUGGAAUUUUCCAGAUUCCAUGAAGCUGAUUUUGGAAAAGCUGCCUAAUCUUAUAAAAAAUGUCGAUAAAUUUGGGUGGACUGCACUUCAUUAUGCUGCCAAAUUUAAUCAUCAGGAAAUUGCAAGACUAUUACUGUCUGCUGAUAGGUCUACUGCCUAUGUUGCUGCCAAGAAUGAUGACUCCAAGACUGCUCUACAUAUUGCUGUAACUCAUGGACAUGUAGUUUUGGUGCAAGAGAUUUUAUCCCAUUGCCCAGAUUGUUGGGUUCAGAUUACGGGUAAAAGUCGGAAUAUCCUUCAUCUAGCGGUAAAGCAUGAAAAAAGAGAAGUCUUGGAGUUUGUUUUGCAAAAUUCCUGUGCUUCUAAGCUCAUUAACGAAAAGGAUAAUGAAGGAAACACUCCUCUCCACCUGUAUGUUGCUACCAAAAACUUAGAUGGGAAUUGCCUUGUGAAUCAACCUUUUGUGGAUGUCAAUUCUUUUGACAAUUCCAACUCCACGCCUCUAGACAGGAUAGUACGGGAUGAUCAACUUUUAGAAAGACAGAUUUUAAUGAAGGAUCAGUUGGAGCAAGCAGGUGGCACUCGAGGGUAUCGAAAUGUUGCAACCGUAAAGAAGAUCUUACGAGCGGCUAGUCCUGAUGAAGUAAAAAGAGUGGAAAAGCUGGCUGAGAAUUAUUCGAUUGUGGCUACACUGAUCAUAACAGUCACUUUUGCAGCUGGUUUUACAGUUCCAGGUGGAUACAACAGUGACGGUCCACACAAAGGCAUGGCAGUUCUAGGCAAGAAAGCAGCUUUUAUUGCAUUUGUUUUUUCAGAUUUCUUGGCAAUGUUUUUCUCCGUAGAUGCGGUGUUUGAACAUGUGAAGCUCGUGCGAUCAAAAAAUUACGGGUUUAAGUUGGCUGCUGUCCGGACAAUUGGGGAACGCAUUUGUCAGGCUGUGACGCUCGUGAUGAUAGCAUUUCUCACUGGCUUGUACGCAGUGCUACAAAAUCUGGUCAUGGAUCAGGCCUAG